AUGCCAGCGACAGGAAAGGCCCUCUGCUUUUCUUCCCAGCAAAGGUUGGCUCUGAGAAACCCUCUGUGCCGCUUUCACCAAGAAGUGGAGACUUUCCGGCAUAGGGCCAUCUCUGACACUUGGCUGACCGUGAACCGCAUGGAGACGUUCAGGAAGGUGCAAACACAAGUUCGCCUUGCCAAAAAAAGCUUUGACAAAUUGAAGAUGGAUGUGUGUCAAAAAGUGGAUCUUCUUGGAGCAAGCAGAUGCAAUCUUUUGUCUCAUGUGCUAGCAACAUACCAGACCACUCUGCUUCAUUUUGGGGAGGAAACUUCUCACACUAUGGCAGCCAUCCAUGAGAGCUUCAGGGGUUAUCAGCCAUAUGAAUUUACCACGUUAAAGAGCUUACAAGACCCUAUGAGAAAACCGGUGGAGAAAGAAGAAAAGAAGAGGAUCGCCCAGCAGGAAAGUGCAGAGGCCGCGGCGGCCAAGUCAGUUACUUUCACUGGAGGAUGA
Molecule: messenger RNA, 495 nt
Organism: Rangifer tarandus platyrhynchus (Svalbard reindeer)
Lineage: Eukaryota; Metazoa; Chordata; Mammalia; Artiodactyla; Cervidae
Source: the annotation of a GenBank genome assembly